AUGCAUCUAAACACUUCAAUUACAGAUGUCGAUUUUGGUGGAUUAAAUUUUAAGGAGUUCAUUUAUAUUCUUGAAGAUGUCACAAAGGGGAAGUGUCCUGAUGUCUACUACUGUCUUGCGCAUAAGUCAUUGGGUGAUGGGUUGAGACCACUGACAAAUGAUGAUGACUACACGAGUUUCUUGAUGCUGCAAAUGAGGAAGAAAAAGAAGAAGAAGGUGUUGACUGUUGAUAGUGAAAGCUCUGAUGAAGAUAAGGACUCGGUCAUGUCUGAUGCUAUAUCUUUUGAUCAUGAACCCGAUGAAGAGAUAAUGGAACCAAACAAGCCCCAGUUUAUCCUUUUCAUGACACAACUCAAAAAUGGGAUACAUUGCAACCCAUCCUUGGUAUGA
Molecule: messenger RNA, 390 nt
Organism: Lactuca virosa
Lineage: Eukaryota; Viridiplantae; Streptophyta; Magnoliopsida; Asterales; Asteraceae
Source: the annotation of a GenBank genome assembly